CGCGCCGGCCGGCGGCCGUGGGUCCCGAGCCGCGCUCCGACCGGCCCGCCUUCAGCCUGUCCAUGGCGCUGCAGAUGCAGGCGGAUGGCGACAAGGAGCGCUGGAGCAAGGUGCCGCCUCUGCAGAAGAAUUUCUACAAGGAGGACCCGGCCGUGGCGGCUAUGCCGGACGACGAGGUGGCGCGGGUCCGCGCCGAGAUGAACGACGUGCACGUGAGCUGCGACGAGAAGGACGCGCCGCUGCCGAACCCGGUGACGACGUUCGAGCAGGCGUUCGCCGCCUACCCGGAGAUCCUGGACGAGCUGGUCAAGGUGGGCUUCGAGAAGCCGACACCGAUCCAGGCCCAGGGCUGGCCCGUGCUGCUCUCCGGUCAGGACAUGAUCGGCAUCGCGCAGACCGGCUCAGGGAAGACGCUGGCGUUCCUGCUGCCGGCGCUGAUCCACACAGAUCUGCAGCCGAUCCCGCGCGAGGAGCGCGGCGGUCCCAACGUGCUGGUGCUGGCGCCCACCCGCGAGCUGGCUCUUCAGACCGAGAAGGAGGUCAAACGGUACAACUACAAGGGGAUCCGGAGUGUUUGUGUGUACGGCGGCGGCGACCGACGCACGCAGGUCAAGGCCGUCUGCUCCGGGGUCGAGAUCAUCAUCGCCACGCCGGGCCGACUCAACGACCUGGUUCAGGCCGGGUUCAUUGACGUGACGUCAGUCACCUAUCUGGUGCUGGACGAGGCGGACCGCAUGCUGGACAUGGGCUUCGAGCCGGAGAUCCGCAAGGUGCUGCUGGACAUCCGGCCCGACCGGCAGACCGUCAUGACCAGCGCCACCUGGCCGGUGGACGUGCGCCGCAUCGCCGACAAGUACAUGCAGACGCCCAUCCACGUGGUGGUCGGCACGCUGGACCUGCAGGCCUGCCGCACCGUCGAACAGAUCAUCGUCUUCUGCCGCGACGAGGAGGAGAAGAAGGAAAAGUUGGACGAGUACCUGUACAACAUGGGACCCGAUGAGAAGAUUAUCGUCUUCUUUGGCCGGAAGGCUAAGGCCAGCCAGCUCUCCAUAGACUAUGGUGUGAACGGCGUGGACCUGCAGAGUAUCCACGGUGACCGGCCGCAGGAGGAGCGCGAGAUCGCCAUCGAGGACAUGCAGUCGGGCUCAUGCCGCGUGCUGUUCGCCACCGACGUGGCGUCGCGUGGCAUCGACAUCGCCGACGUCACGCUGAUCGUCAACUUCGACUUCCCGCGCCACAUCGAGGACUACGUGCACCGGGUGGGCCGGACGGGCCGGGCCGGCAAGACCGGUCGGGCCGUGACGUUCAUGGUGCGCGAGGACUGGCGGCACGCGGCCGAACUCAUCGAGAUACUGCAGAAGAACCAGGCGGAGGUGCCCGACUGGCUGGUCGAGAUGUCGGAGCGGUUCAGCCGGAUGAAGGAGCGGCGCGCGGGCCGAGGCGCGCAAGACCUCGAGCUGAGCUCCGACGGGUCCGGCACCCACACCAGUCGCUCCGGCGGCCAGCGCUACUUCGUGGCGUACCCGGACGCCGCGUCGGCGCCCGAAGUGGCGGAGCGCGAGCGGCAACGGCAGGCGCAGCUAAUCCACUACGUCACGGCGCUGACGAACCAGGGACUCCACUCCGACGGCAAGCGGCGGCCCCAUGCAAACGCGGCGGCGGAGGGGGCCAGCACGGCCCGGCCGACCACCGAGGAACCGAGCACGAUCGCCGUGUCGGCCGAGGGUGAUGACGCAGCACCGUCCUCCACCGAGAGCGACGCGAAGUUCUCUGACAGCUUGCGGCAGUUCACCGAAAGUCUGCGCCGGCUCUCCGUCAACUCGGCAGAAAGCACGACUCAGGACGUCGUGACGAAACCCUCGCAUCGCAGGCAGCAGUCGCACGCGGCCCAGGAAAACGAGGUCGACGUGGACGGCCCGCACAAUUUGCCGGAUGUCGAGAGCGCUGGGUCAUCGCCGGUCGUCAGCACCGUGCAGGUCACCACGAGGCCGCUCCACGAGCUGUAUCAGGUCCUGACACAGACCCAGGGACAGAACCAGAGCUACGGGCCGGCCUCCCGCCAGCUGGCCCGGCUCGAACAGCGACCCACGGAGCGCAAGGUGCCGUCCAAGAUCGAGCUGGAGUCGGGCUUUCAGCCGAUCAUGCCCGACUCGCCGUUCCUCCCGGGGGUGGCGCCGUCCGCCCCGCCGCCGACGGGGUUCGAGGCGGUCGCCACGCCCGGCCCGAGCGGCGGCACGUUCGUCAGUGGCCCGCGCAAGCCGUCCCGGCUCACGCCGGGCGUCCCGCCGGGCCCGGGCGCCGUCACCACGCAGCGGGUCGUCGGUCUGGGAAACUUCGCGCCGGAGCGGAGUCCGUUCCGCCAGAGUCUGCAGGCGCGGCCCCGCAGCCCGGCCGGCGCGUCAGAGCGGGUCGACACCUGGCGCCACCCGGCGACGGUCGCCAGUACCCUACACCUCAGUCGGGAUUGA
This is a messenger RNA of Pollicipes pollicipes, 2468 nucleotides long. Its product is annotated as putative ATP-dependent RNA helicase DDX43. The transcript has 15 exons. Bases 63 to 2468 code for a protein of 801 amino acids. NCBI's taxonomy places the organism in Eukaryota, Metazoa, Arthropoda, Thecostraca, Pollicipedomorpha, Pollicipedidae. Gene Ontology annotation, molecular function: nucleic acid binding; RNA helicase activity; ATP binding. The record is from RefSeq and is a predicted model, not a curated record.